GCCCGAUUCAAAAUCUAGAUUAUUUUUUUUUCUUCUAAAUUUGUAUCAAGAUCAACUGAAAAAGCAGAGGUGCCAUCUUCACAAAACGGAAAUGUCUGAUUUACAGCGGAACAAGCCGACGCGCUGCCUGUUGGUCUUAUCUCUUGAAAAUCCUUAAAUCAACUUUGUCCGCUAAUCUCUCCCACCCCCGCUAAAUGUACAACUUGUUAAGGAAACUUGGAAACUCACCAAUUAGAUUAAAAGGCUCAAACGUUUACUCCCUGGUGACUGUUCUACUAACCCAUCAAACGCUUUUUGCGUCCUGCCCGAGCGAGGUGACCUGGCGUAAGUAAACAGGAAAGACUCCCUUUUACUGGAAUAUCAGCGCAAGCGGGACCACAUGGAUUUUUUUUGACGACUCAGCAGGUUAGCACACAUUUUCCUGUCUGCUUUCCUGUUGUGCUUUUUCUGACUUCCUGCUUUUUUAACCACAGGUGCAAUGACCGCAGACGUGACUCAGCUUCAGAAACAUUUGCAAAAUCGCCGCAGCACAAUCAACUGCCUGGCAAAAGGUGAAAAAGACCAAAAGACUGCUGUGAAAGCCUGGAGCUCUCUGGAGAACUUGGAGUCUCCAGAUUGCCCGGGGGUUGACGAAAAAGCCAAACGGCAACAUCAUAUGAAGCUUAAUGUCGGCGGGAAAGUUUUCCACAUCCCGAAAAAAUGUGCCAUGAAAUAUCCUCACACUCGUAUCGGCUCCCUGGCCGCCGACACGGCCCGACUCGCCACCCUCUGCGAUGACUACUCGGUUAAAAACGAUGAAUUCUUCUUUGACCACGAUCCUGCUUUUUUCCAUCACAUCUGCCAUUUUUAUGCCAGCGGAGAACUGUGGAUCAUCCGAGAAAUGUGCCCUAUCAACUUUGAGGAGGAAAUUGCAUACUGGGGCUUGAGUCUAACGGACACCACCCGUUGUUGCUGUAUGGUGUUUGAGGAGAAGGUGGAUGAACUGAAGGAUAACCUGAAGGUGGAGCAAGAGCUACUGGGUGAGAUCGAGGUCAAGUAUGACGACGGGUUAUUCGAAGGCAUGCUGUUUGGGAAGAUUCGGAAAAGUUUUUGGAACCUGGUGGAGGAUCCUUACUCUUCGACUCAGGCCAAAGCGUUCAGUGUGAUCUCCAACCUCUUUGUCCUUAUUUCUAUUGUGGCGAUGUCUCUCAACACUGUGGAGGAGCUUCAAAUCUAUCAAAUUGGGGGGAGAACUCACAUGGAGUGGGUGGAGAUCAUCACCAUCGUGUUCUUUGCUCUGGAGUAUCUAACACGACUUGGCACCACGCCAGACAUCCAAAUGUUUUUGAAGAGCGGGCUCAACUUUGUAGACAUGGUGGCGGUCAUGCCUUAUUUCGCCCAGAUCAUCUUGGAAGCCGUUCCCGGCUCGGGUGACGGGAACACACGAGAAGACCUUAGGACCUUGGCGAGCGUCAGCAAGUUAAGUCAUGUCCUGAAAGUGGUCAAACUUCUGCGGAUCUUUCGUAUUCUAAAACUGGCCCGCCACUCAACCGGCAUGAGAGCUUUUGGCUUCACGCUCCGUCAAUGUUACCAGCAGGCCUCGUGCAUAUUGCUCUUCAUCGCCAUGGGGAUCUUUACUUUCUCUGCUCUCCUGCAUUCGGCCGAGAGGGAAACGGAAGGUUCUCCCAUCAGUAGUAUUCCAUACGCCUGGUGGUGGGCUGCAGUCAGCAUCUCCACUGUUGGAUACGGCGAUGUGGUCCCGGUGACCAUCCUGGGUCGAAUGGUGGCCUUUGGCUGCAUCUCCUUUGGAAUCAUCCUAAACGGAAUGCCCAUCUCCUUCCUCUUUAACAAAUUCUCAGAUUACUAUGCCAAGCUAAAGGCCCAAGAAUACAAGACCAUCUCGGUCCGGCGUCGCUUGCAGCUUCGGAAGCGUCUCCGACACAGGAUGGACAUGUGUUUUCAUCCCACGGAAGGAGAGCCGAAACUAAUAAUACCUCGAUUGUAAUGAGGACUUGUUGGAAGCAUUGUAAAAGUGACUUCACAGGAAAUCCUAACUGUUGAUACUAAGAAUUAAAAUAACGUAUUUUCCGGACUAUAAGGCGCACCUAAAAACCUGCGCCUUAUAUAUGGCCCAAAUCCCUAAAUUUAAACUGGCCCAAAGCAUUGUGUCAUGAAAUCAAUCAUAAGUGGCCUGCUGAAGACUAUCAAUCAUGAAUCAAAAAGACUAUGGAUCAUUAUUUUGUGAUUAUAAAGUAAUUUGUUGCGUCUGAAGUUGAAAUAAAAAAGAUAAAAUGGAGAAUGAUUAAAAAUCUGACAUGAUGCAUUAAUGCUGCGCCUUAUAGUCCGGUGCACCUUGUAUAAGAACAAAGUUUUAAAAUGGGCCAUUCAUUGAAGGUGCGCCUUAUAGUCCGGUGCGCCUUAUAGUCCGGAAAAUACGGUAAUACAGGAUGAAGGUAUCAUUUUACACCGAAUAGAGACAAAAUGACAAGUCAACACAUGCCUUAACAGCUCAACUAUAUCAAUAUUGUAGCCUAGGAAAUUGCCAGAUGGAUUGAGCAAUGGUGUCAUAAUGUGCUGUACGUUCUUGUUGCGGCAUUUUUCGGUUUCUGUUUUCCCACAAUGACUCAUGUUUCCCCCAAGGUCGUCUCAACUCAAAUAGGUUCACUCACUGCAGCUUAUUCAUGUGGCGCGUGAACGUCAUUUGCAGAUUUAGGUUGCUCUUUCACUUGACUUUUUCAACCCAAAUCGAAGUUGUCCCAACUUUUGUGUUUUUGAGUUGUGUUGAAUCUACGGCUGUGGCUUUUCCUCUUCUGGCUCAAUUUAUUAUUUGUAGGUGUUAAUCUUAAUCUUCUGUGAGCAAAAUAAUAAAUCCGUUUACCCAUACAAAUACA
Messenger RNA from Syngnathus typhle (broad-nosed pipefish), 2870 nucleotides. RefSeq names its product potassium voltage-gated channel subfamily V member 2-like. The transcript is spliced from 2 exons. Gene Ontology annotation, molecular function: delayed rectifier potassium channel activity. Gene Ontology annotation, biological process: potassium ion transmembrane transport; protein homooligomerization. The record is from RefSeq and is a predicted model, not a curated record. Lineage: Eukaryota; Metazoa; Chordata; Actinopteri; Syngnathiformes; Syngnathidae. The coding region runs from base 479 to 1984 and encodes 501 amino acids. Gene Ontology annotation, cellular component: membrane; voltage-gated potassium channel complex.